Molecule: messenger RNA, 2259 nt
Organism: Hymenoscyphus albidus
Lineage: Eukaryota; Fungi; Ascomycota; Leotiomycetes; Helotiales; Helotiaceae
Source: the annotation of a GenBank genome assembly
AUGUCGUCGACGCGUUAUUCGCAGCAACCGCUGCAAAUUUAUCAAGAUCCCGUCUCGUUCGACCAUACCCCUAUGCCAUUCUCGAAGAAUGUCCCCAACCAAAAGAAGACAUCACCACUUCGCUCUAUCAAAGAUGCUUCGUCGAGGAGGAAUAUUGUCUUUAGCCCACCGCAGGGCGGACAGAACAAGCGGUCGCCCUUGAAAUCGCAGCCGACCUCAAGUUCGCCUUCAAGAGCAGUAUUUGGCAGCAACAAACUCAACCGUAAUUCUAUUGCAAUGCCACCACCAGGAGGACCUCUACAUAGCACCGAUUCCAUGGAGAAGAAGCCUCUGAUGACAAAUUUCAAGACCGGAGCUCCGCAAAAUACUUUAUACAACACUUUCGAGGCGAACGAGAAAGAAAACUUUCGUCAGCCAUUUUACACUGGAAAUCAAGGUGCAUACACUGGCAUUUCGCAAAGCAACUUUUCCCUCGACGGCUUCUACAACAGUAAACCACCCCCAAAGCGAUUACUAGACGCUGCGCCAAUAAAUGAGGGAAGAUCGUUCAAGAAGACACGAGUGGAGGACCUUUCUGCAGAACUUUCCAUGGAACCAAUAGAGCAGCUGCCUGCGCCAGAUUCAUUUCCACCUAUCCAUGAUGACGGAAACAAGCCUCCUCAUAGUUACGCUACCUUGAUCGGCAUGUCCAUUCUAAGAGCACCAAAUCGACGUUUGACUUUGGCACAAAUCUACAAAUGGAUUUCCGAUAACCAUUCUUUCUAUGGCGCAAAUGAUGCUGGAUGGCAAAACAGUAUUCGUCAUAAUCUCAGUCUUAACAAGGCAUUUAUCAAAAAGGAACGACCAAAGGAUGAUCCAGGAAAGGGAAACUACUGGGCGAUCAUGCCUGGAAUGGAACAUCAAUUUAUCAAGGACAAACCAAGCCGAAAGGCCGCGUCUGGUGGAUCGAGUGAUAAUACUCCCAUCAUGUCGGCUCACCCCAUGCCAGCUCCUCGACCCUCCUUGCCUGAUUAUCCUCAAUCCGCGGUUUUCAAGCCGUUAGCUUCCGCACCCCAAGAAUUACCAUCCUCCAAACCAGCUUACUCGCUUCCAGAGGUACAAAAACCACUCAACAAGGAAUUUUCUUCUGAUGCCACUAUUCCGGACAAUCACGCUGAGGAAGAGCAGAACCAAGAAAACACACCUUCAUCACCUCUGAUGCGAUCAUCACCCCCGCCAAUGCAUUCCUCCCCUCCAGUAUCUCGUCAUGCAUCAAGAAGAAAUGAUACACCUCCACCUGUUCCCCGCUUCUCACAUUCCUCUGCCAAUCGAUCACACAAGCGCAAAUUUGCAUCCAUGGACGACAGUGGUUAUUUUUCAUCUUUGGACUCAUCAGCACUUCGUGGAAAUCGACCCAUGAUAUCCGAGGCUGAUCGGCCCAGAAUCAAGAGAGGUCGGGCCGAGGAAGAGAUUGCUCGCCUUCGUGGCUCAUCUUAUGAUAGUCCUACCAAGAAGAAUCGUUUCGCUCCUCCCUCAUCAUCGCCUUACCGACAAAGUCAUCCGCCCAAAAACACCUCUCAAAUGCUUCCACCGUUGACCCCAGCGGUAAAGCUUAGAGCACCACAACGUCCACCACCUUCCGUCUCACCAAACACCAAUCUCAAGAUGCAUCGUGAAAUGGUUCGAGAGAUGGUCGGCUCACCACUUAGAGGCGUAACAACUAUGGAUGAUGGUCUACCCUGGAGCCCUGCAUUCAACCUCGAUGACACAAAUCAUAUGUUCAAUGACUUUUCAAAUGGCGAAUUCGAUAUCUUCAACGACAACAACUUCCUCUCAAUUCCAGGUAACGGAUCCCCAGAGAAGAGAUCAGCAAAGCGACCUCGAAUAGAUCGUGCCAGAUCAGCCAACAUUCUUGCUGAAAUCUCAAACCGUGAGAAUGCCAACAAGACACCUUCUCUCAAGCUUACCCCCAGCCUUGCCGCUUCAGUCUUCGGCUCACCUAUUCGAGGAUUUGGACUCAUGGAUUCGCCCAGUAAAUUACUCAACCUCUCAUCUCCAAGCAAGAUUCCUUCACCCAACUUCAACCUCGACGCCUUUGAUCUUCCCAACGACGAGUUCUUUGGCAACGAGUUCGUGGCUGAUGAUGAUCUGAAUGAAUAUGCCGGUGUCGAUAUCAUGCAGGGAUUCCAGAAGAUUGGUGCCGGUGGACAAACCUCUCGCAGUACGCCAAAAGCCAAUUCGAGACCUAAUUUCAGUCGUAGCUUUACAUCUCGCUUUUGA